UUAAAUUAAAACGUGGACAAACAAGAAUUUAGAACUAUUGUUCGGGAAGGAGACAUUGUUACUGUAGUAACCUUAGGUGGCAUUAUCCUAGUGGUCCAUGGAAGGAUUGUAGUAAGAGGAUAUGGAAAAUACGUGAUGAAAUGAAAGAGCUUGUGUUUGUGUUGUUGUGACUACUAACUAACUAUAGAAGAAGAUUAAAUGGCUGCCACGUGCUGUAACCUCACACAUGCUUCUCCUUUCCUUAAUCAUCAACUCUUCUACUUCCAAAGGUACCAUUUAGUUUCCAAAAGAUCAAAAUGUAAUACCAGUAUGGAAAAAGUUUUACAUAGGAGAUUUCAAGUUCAAAGAAGGGAUCAUCACUACAUACAUGUGCGUUAUGCUGGAGGAGCUGAAUUAUCCUCUUCUUCUAGUUCCAGCAUUGAAAAAAAUGUUGGAGAGGAAAUUCAAGAGGAUAUUUCAAUGGAAACAUUGAUUUGGAGGGCUAUCAAGUUGCCUAUUUACUCUGUUGCUUUGGUCCCUCUCACUGUAGGUAGUGCAGCAGCUUAUUUACAGACAGGCAUCUUCUCAGCUAAAUGCUAUUUUGUUCUAUUGGCUUCUUCAAUCCUUGUUAUUACCUGGCUCAACUUAAGCAAUGAUGUUUAUGAUUUUGACACUGGAGUUGACAAGAACAAAAAGGAAUCAGUUGUAAACCUGGUUGGAAGCCGUACAGGAAUCUUUAUUGUUGCCUACUUAUGCCUUGCUCUUGGCUUCGUCGGGCUGACUUGGGCUGCUGUUGAGGCCGGAAACAUUCGUUCAGUGUUAUUUCUUACUUGCGCAAUUUUUUGUGGCUAUAUAUAUCAGUGUCCACCAUUUCGGUUAAGCUAUCAGGGACUGGGAGAGCCUUUGUGUUUUGCAGCAUUUGGUCCUUUUGCCACUGCUGCUUUUUAUUUAGUACAAGGCAGUGCAAGUAGUGUGACGAACCAUUUCCCCUUGAGUGGAACAGUUCUUUCAGCAUCAGUCCUCGUUGGCUUUACAACAUCUCUUAUCCUUUUUUGCAGUCAUUUUCAUCAGGUAGAUGGAGACGAAGAAGUUGGAAAAUUAUCGCCUUUGGUUAGACUUGGCACUGAAAGAGGUGCAGAGGUAGUGAAAGCAGCAGUCUUGUCGCUCUAUGCUCUUUUGGUUGCUUUUGGUCUAAGCAAGGCACUUCCUCUCACUUGUAUUUUCCUUUGUGCAUUGACAUUACCGAUUGGAAACCUGGUAAUUAAAUUUGUCCAAGACAAUCACAAGGACAAAGAUAAGAUUUUCAUGGCCAAGUACUUUUGUGUGAGGUUGCAUGCUUUAUUUGGUGCUGCACUGGCUUUUGGAUUGGUAUUGGCAAGAAUGGUUAAUUCAAAGCUACUACUGCAAUGAGAAUAGCGUUUAGGUAAAAGGAAAUUAUAUGAAGUAAGGAUUCUGUUCAAGAGGAUCAAGGAUGCAAUCCUGUCUGGUGCAAGAGCUAUAUCUUGGGGGUCAUGAACACUUUCUCUGAACAAGAUUUUGAAACUUUUUUUAUUCAUUUCCCCGUCCUUUGGCUGUAUAAGCUUGAAGAAACUGUUAGAUUGUGACAAAUCUAGAGCGGUUUGCUGCAUGCCUGCGUCAACAAGUUUACGGCUAACCGCAUCAGAAGAGGUCAGGGGAUGGCUCCACUACCUAGGCGCCUUGAUAUAAAUUUUGAAUUGAUAGUGCAUAGUUGAUUAAUAAGAUGGCAACAUUUGCUGAUAGGAAUUUUUUAUUUAAGUAAAAAAAAUUAAAAAAAUCAGAGCACUUGCUAAAUCUGUGCUGUAAUUUUAUAUUGCCCUAAGAAACAUUACAAACUUGAAUCGAAAUUGGAUUUAAUACUUUGUUGUAUGGACUCAAACACAUGUAUCUCUAAAUAUUGUAAUAACAAUUGUCAUUGCAGAUUACAAUUUUAAAUCCUGUUAUUACUA
Molecule: messenger RNA, 1946 nt
Organism: Medicago truncatula (barrel medic)
Lineage: Eukaryota; Viridiplantae; Streptophyta; Magnoliopsida; Fabales; Fabaceae
Product: 2-carboxy-1,4-naphthoquinone phytyltransferase, chloroplastic
Exons: 12
Coding region: 199-1389 (396 amino acids)
Biological process (GO): phylloquinone biosynthetic process
Cellular component (GO): membrane
Molecular function (GO): prenyltransferase activity
Source: RefSeq, a predicted model, not a curated record